CGUCCGCACUGCAGAGAGCCGUGGCGAGCAGGCGCCGGCGCACUGGCCCACGUGCCGCGCCGACAGAGGCAGAGGGAGCGACGGAGAGCGGGGGAUCGAGGGGCGCCCGACCCCGCCGCCGCUCCGCGCAGCCCCGAGCCCUGCGCGCUGCGACCCGGACCAGGAGGGACCCCGCCCCGGGAGAAGAGAUCUGGGGACAUGCCGUUGACCCUGUUGCAGGACUGGUGUAGAGGGGAGCAUCUGGACACCCGGAAGUGCAUGCUCAUCCUGGGGAUUCCUGAGGACUGCACGGAAGAUGAGUUUGAGGAGACUCUCCAGGGGUCUUUCAGGACCCUGGGCAGAUAUAGGGUUAUUGGCAGGAUGUUUAGGAGGGAGGAGAAUGCCCAUGCGUUUCUGCUGGAGCUUGCACAAGAUAUCGAUUAUGCUUUGGUCCCCAGGGAAAUACCAGGAAAGGGGGGACCCUGGGAAGUGGUUGUAAAACCCCGUAACUCAGACGGAGAAUUUCUCAGUAGACUGAACCGCUUCUUAGAGGAGGAGAGGCGGACAGUGUCAGACAUGAACAGACUCCUCCAGUCGGACACUGGUUGUUUGGCUCCGAGAGUGACUAUAUCACCAGAUUUCUGGACCUGGGCCCAGACCCUGGGGACAGCAGUGCAGCCUCUGCUAGAACAAAUGUUGUACCGAGAACUAAGAGUGUUUUCUGGGAAUACCAUAUCCAUUCCAGGGGCAUUGGCCUUUGAAGCCUGGCUCGAGCACACCACUGACAUGCUGCAGAUGUGGCAGGUGCCCGAGGGGGAGAAGAGGCGGAGGCUGAUGGAGUGUCUGCGGGGCCCCGCUCUGCAGGUGGUCAGUGGGCUCCGGGCCAGCAACGCUGCCAUAACUGUGGAGGAGUGCCUAGAAGCCCUGCAGCAGGUGUUUGGACCUGUGGAGAGCCGUAAAAUCGCCCAGGUGAAGUUUUGUAAGGCCUAUCAGGAGGUAGGAGAGAAAGUCUCUAGCUUUGUGAUACGUUUGGAACCCCUGCUCCAAAGAGCUGUAGACAAAAAUGUGGUGUCACGAAGGAAUGUGAAUCAGACUCGCCUGAAACAAGUCUUGAGUGGGGCUACCCUUCCUGACAAACUUCGAGACAAACUUAAGCUUAUGAAACAACGAAGGAAGCCUCCCGGUUUCCUGGCCCUGGUGAAGCUCCUGCGUGAGGAGGAGGAGUGGGAGGCCACUGUAGGGCCAGAUAGGGAGAGGCUGAAGGGGCUAGAAAUAGGCCCAAGGCCAUCCGGAGUCAGUGGGGUUGGGGCAGUGCCUGUGCCUGCCUUGGGCGACAGUUUUGAGGCGAGGCUUUCCCAGGGUUCCCGGCGCCGGAGGGGCAGAGGCCAACACCGGAGGGGUGGUGUGCUGAGGGCUGGCUCUCAAGGCUCAAGAAAACGGAAACGCCAUACGUUCUGCUACGGCUGUGGGGAAGAUGGCCACAUCAGGGUAGAGUGUUUCAAUCGCUCCAACCAGCCCUUGGUAAAGCAGAAGAGACGGACUGCAAAUGAAUCGGGAAACGGGAACUGGGCUUGGGACAAGAGCCAUCCCAAGUCCAAGGCCAAGUAGGCUCAGGACGGGGCAACACUUUCUACCACAGGCCAAGGAGACAAAAGAAAUAUUGGAAGGCAGGGAAGGGGCAGCCGCUGCAAAGCGCAGGGGCCCUGCCUGGGGGUCAGAGGCAGGGCAGCCAAGCCCAGGCCCAGCCCCCUCACCCCGCCCCAGCUGGAGGGGGUUACACCAACCAAGACCAGACCACACCCUGCUCAGUGAGGGCCCCAUGCAGCGGCUGGGGGAAGAGCCAGGGAUGCACACGGGAAUCCACCGCACCCAGCACCUGGGGUGCCCAGGCCUCAGAUGGGGACCCAAAAAAGGCAGGGGCUGAAGAAGGUGUGGCUGGGGACCCUGGCCUGGGCGACAGCCUGGUCAUCUGGCCACCUCCAAACACCCACCCCGUGGGCUCUGAGUAAGCAUGCCCACCAGCCCCCGAGCACCACGGGGCCUGGAAGAGCCUGCCCCAUGGCCAUCCCUGCCAGAGGGAGCCGGGGCUGCGGGGGAGGAGCUGGGAGGCACAGAGGCAAAGCCCCGCAGGGGAGACCGCAGGCUCCAGCCCGUCUUCAGGAUCAUCUACACUUCGCUCGGGGAGCCCCACGAAGGCAGCACCCUUGAGCCCCUGCGCGAGUGAGGGCAGGAGACCCCAAGGCUCCGGGAGCCCAGCACCAGCUGAGGGUCAGUCGCGGACCCUUGUGUCCUGCCAGGGCUGUGCAGGCAGGGGGCCCAAAGACUGUGGGGAAGACACCCGGCAGGGGCCCUGGGUGCCCAGUGGGCCAGCGACCCACACUUGGCUUAGGCUACAGUGGGUGUGCUGGGAAGCCUUUGUUCCAAAGUAGCAAGAGCAGCAGGAGGAGGAGGAGGAGCUGGAGGAGGAAAGGAAGAGGAGGGAGGACUUCGUGGGGGGGGUGUUUUCUUUCCCUUGUGUUUAUGCAGAACCACUGGAGACCUGGAGAGAGCAGGCAAGGAGAGCCUGGGGCUGACAUGGCCAACACCUCUCAGCAGCUGCCAAGGCCAAGGCCAAGGCCAGCCCCAAGCCCCAACAACUCGGGCAGCUGGGCUGGAAGCACCCCUUAGUGGCCAGCCAUGGCCCCGGCCACCAUCCCUGGCCCUUCCUGGUGAUCCCAGAUGACCAUGUUUGCCACCCAAUGGGGAGGGGAGAGGCGCCCCUGCCAUGACACCACCGCACCUGGCCCCAG
Messenger RNA from Lemur catta (Ring-tailed lemur), 2768 nucleotides. It is a transcript of the gene PNMA3, whose product is annotated as PNMA family member 3. The transcript has 2 exons. The coding region runs from base 199 to 1587 and encodes 462 amino acids. Gene Ontology annotation, molecular function: nucleic acid binding; zinc ion binding. NCBI's taxonomy places the organism in Eukaryota, Metazoa, Chordata, Mammalia, Primates, Lemuridae. The record is from RefSeq and is a predicted model, not a curated record.